AAUAUAUAUAUAUAAAAAAAGGUGUGUUGGGCAAAAAAAAUGACCUCAAGAGAAAAAGCUAAUUUCUUUCACUGAUUAGAAGAAGGAAAGCAUAAAAGCUAAAAGGAGGAAAAGAGACCCCGAGAGUCUUGUAAACAGGGUCCAUAAAUCACAAACACAGAACGUUUGCUAGUGCUGGACUUUUAAUGACAUGAAAGCUUGCCCAAUACAUUGAAAAGAUUACCAGUAAACUGACUGAAGAAUGAGAGGGAAGAGGGACUUUGGCCAACUCCGGCCCCACUUGUCUCUUUAAAAAUUCCACUUGAACAGACACAGCACUUUGUGCCACACUAGAUAAUGAGCAGAGAUGGCGAACGUGGACAAGUUCAUCGAGCACGUAGGAGACUUUGGGCCUUUCCAGAAGAGGAUUGUCACACUUGGUUCAGUGCCGGUGAUAUUUUUUGCCUUUGUACUUAUUGGUGUAGUUUUCAUAGGGCACACUCCAGAUCACUGGUGCUGGAGUCCUGAAGCCAAGCGCUUCCAGGAGGAAUGUGGCUGGACGGAUGUCGAGGUGCAGAAAGCUACUGUUCCUCGCUCUGGACAGUCCGGAUCCUUCAGCAGAUGUGAGAGAUUUGCAGUGAACUGGAGCAAAAGCCAAAACAAAUGCGAUGAACUCGACUGGCUGCAGACUUCUAAUGCAACCCAGUUAGUGCCAUGUGACAGCGGGUGGAUGUUUGAUAGUAGCCACAGCUCUACUGUCUCAGAGUUUUCGCUGGUCUGUGGGAAAUCCUGGCUGGCCGAUCUGAAUCAAGUUUCCCUCGCAUGUGGAUUUUUUGUUGGAGCUUUAAUCAACGGCUACCUGGCAGACAGGUUUGGUAGAAAACCAUGCUUCAUUGCAUCUAUGGUGGGCAUGGGCAUUUCUGGUAUAGGGAUCAUGCUGUCACCAUGGUACCCACUGCUUCUCACCUUUCGCUUUGUGCAAGGGUAUUGUGCAAAGGGAGCAUGGAUAGCAGUCUAUGUACUCGUGAUCGAGUUCUUUGGCUCCGACAACAGGAAGUUUGUGUCCAUGGUGAGUCGGACUUUCUACUCCAUGGGAAUGGUCAUCCUGCCUGGUCUGGCCUAUUAUCUGUCCUCCUGGAAGGCUCUGCAGCUGGCUACGAGCCUUCCCUGCCUCCUGUUUAUCACAUACUACUGGAUUGUUCCUGAAUCGCCACGCUGGCUGUUUUCACAAAAAAGAACUACAGAGGCAAUGAAAAUUUCUGCGAACAUUGCAAAACGCAAUGGGAGAUGUGUACCACCUAAUCUUCCAGAGAUAAUUGGCUUGGACGUAAAGAAGGAAGUACACUCUAUAUCAUUUAUGGAUUUGAUCAGGACACCAAUCAUAAGAAAAAACACCUUCAUUUUAACUUAUGCCUGGUUCACAAGCACCGUUGUAUUUCAAGGUCUGGUCCUAAGACUCGGAAUCACAGGCGGCAAUCUCUUUUUGGAUUUCUUCAUCUCUGCUGUGGUGGAACUUCCCACCGGAAUCAUCUUCUAUCUGCUGGUGGACAGAGUCGGUCGACGUACCCUGAUGGCCGUCACUAACCUCACUGCUGGCAUAGCCUGCCUUGCAGUUCCCUUCCUGCCUGCUGAUUUUUCCUGUUCGAGAAAGUUAAUUGCAAUCCUCGGGAGGCUUGGUGUCGCCAUCGGAUUUGAGACUGUGAACUUCGCAAACACAGAGAUGUACCCGACACCUCUAAGAAAUUUGGGGCUGUCAGUGUGUUCAUCAGCUAGUGACAUGGGAGCAAUUGUAGCUCCAUUCCUGCUCUACAGACUGGCCAACAUCUGGCAGGAGCUGCCUCUAAUUCUUUACGGUGUGAUGUCGGUGCUGUACAGUGCACUGGUGACAAUGUUACCUGAGAUGAUGGGAGUCCCGCUGCCAGAGACCAUCGAGGAUGUGGAGAAUAUGAAAGGGAAGACAGAAAAAUCAAAGGAGGGAAACAGUUUGAUUAUAUGAUGAAAGACUGAGGCCUUGAAGCAGCAGAAACAUUGGUGGAUUAUUUAGAGACAGUCCGUGUUUACGCUGCACAUGAUGUCCUAUUGUCGGCUGCUCAUUAGAGCACUGGAAGAAGAACUGCAGUGACUGUUAUUGCACACUUGUGUUAUGUUAUUAUGAGCUGUUUAGAGGUGUUGACUGGAGACUUACGCUGUGAGAGGAUGAAGCACAUCUCUGCACCUCUCGUCUCAAUAGUGCUAAUUUUCAGCAGUGAAAGUUAUUUAUAUCUGGAAUGGGUGAUAUCAACAGCAGACAUCUUCUGCUGUUUUCAGUGCCUUUUAGUUUUAUAUACAGUUGUUGUUGUAGAGUUGUAUAUACAGUACAGUAGUUCACACACACUUGUAAAGAUCAUGUAUGUCAUGGCAGUCUUGAGUUCCCAAUGACUCUUAUUUUUAUAUGAUACUGUCAAGCAUGGUGGUGGCAGUAUUAUGCACUGGGGCCUUUUUUGCUGCCAGUAGAACUGGUGUGUUACACAAAGUAAAUGGAAUAAUGAAAAAAGAGGAUUUGUUUUAUCUUGGAUGCAGUUGGGUGUUUCAAAGACUAAGACAAUGACCCAAAGCACAGAACAAAAGUGGAAAAGAAAUGUCUAAAUCAGACUGGCCUCCUCAAAGACCUGACUUUAAGUCCAUCAAGAACCUGUGGACUGUGAUGAAGAAACAAGUCUGUGUCAGAAAGGCAACAAAUUUAGUUGAACUCCACCAAUUCUGUCAAGAAGAGGGUCAAAGAUACAAUGAGAGGCAGCACCAAAUAUGUAUGUUGAGGUAAAAAUGGACAUUUAACCAAAUAUUAGUAUUGCUGGAUCUAUUUUAUUUAAUCCAGCAGAUUUUGUCAUAUCUUCAGAAGAUCAAUAAUAAAUCUAUGACAGAACCAAAACGCAUGAUUGUGUUCACAGGAAAUUCAUAAUUACAGGAAUCAUUGAAAACUCAAGACUGCCAUGACAGACACAGUUUUUACAAGUAUGGAAACUAUUGUUCACAGCUAUGUAUGUUACUUAGUAGGAUAUCUCUGAAACUGAUUGUAAAGCACUGAGAAAAAUGUGAUUGAUCUUCUUUUCACCGAAGGACAUUCCAUUUCACCACAAUGUGGUCACUUGUAAACAUUUUAUAUUUGGAUUCUUAAAGAAUAAGUUUGGCAAUAUUUUUCUUAUUGUCAACAAAUCCAAGGGAAGGGGACUUAUAUAGUUUAAUUCCUCUGUGUCACAGAGCUGCUUUGUUUUCUAAGAACCAUUAAAACACAUCAGUGAGGCACACACUUGUAAACACUGACAUGCUCCUUUGUUAAGCCGAAUGCAGGCGCUGUAUUUAUUUUGAGUCAGUGUCACAUACACAGUCCUGCUCACUACUCCACCAUAUCUCCAAACAAAAAUACUCCAAAACAAAUGCACUAUUCCAGUUUGAGUAAUACUUGCAGUAUCAGCUGUCUUACAAAAUGUUUAAUGAUUUAAAACAAUUAAGUGUGUAUUCAUCAGCUGUUUUUAAAGAAAGUAUUGGACCAAAAUUAUGCUUAAGAAAGACAAAGAAAAAGAGCGCUACCUGGACUCAGCAGAGUUAGUUUGAGGUGCUCUUUGGAAGGGGAUUCAAAAAAUCCUUGAAACAAAAGGUCUAUAUGACCAUGCCGUUUAAUAAAGGCUUUUUAAAUUAUAAUAUUUUUUAGAGAGUGCCUUGGAGUCUCCUCUUUUUGUUUCAAAAUUAUGCUUAAUUCCCAACUGCACCACACAGAGGGACAUUUCUUGGUGUUUUAGAAAUACACGUGUAUAUUUUUAUUUUGAAAACACAAAAACUGGUAUUUUUUCUACUGCUGUUUCAAAAUUUAGUCAAUCUUCACCAAACUUGAUACACUGUUGUGCAGAAAAUGUUUCUGUUUUCCCCAAUUAGAUGUAGUCCUUCAGAAAUCAUGACUACAUCAGUCAGUUUGGUGCAGAUUCUGUUUUAUCAUUUGUAAACUGCUUUUAUUUAAAUAAAAAUGCAAAAAAAAAAUGUUGAAGAUUAUGUAACCUUGGCAAGAGUUAUGCUCUCUGAAGUGCAAAUAAAAUAUGAAUCAGAAUUAUGCUGAUG
Acanthochromis polyacanthus (spiny chromis) is the source of this 4068-nucleotide messenger RNA. It is a transcript of the gene slc22a3, whose product is annotated as solute carrier family 22 member 3. The record is from RefSeq and is a predicted model, not a curated record. The transcript has 11 exons. Lineage: Eukaryota; Metazoa; Chordata; Actinopteri; Pomacentridae. Gene Ontology annotation, cellular component: membrane. Gene Ontology annotation, biological process: transmembrane transport. The coding region runs from base 347 to 1975 and encodes 542 amino acids. Gene Ontology annotation, molecular function: transmembrane transporter activity.